Molecule: messenger RNA, 2331 nt
Organism: Dreissena polymorpha
Lineage: Eukaryota; Metazoa; Mollusca; Bivalvia; Myida; Dreissenidae
Exons: 2
Coding region: 1113-2096 (327 amino acids)
Source: RefSeq, a predicted model, not a curated record
GAAAGAAAAAGAGCUCGCGACGGCGGUGCAAGAGUUGUGUGACGGGUCACCGUCAGGAGCCACCCUUCAACUACUGAGGGGAUUUAACGAAAAUAGCACAGAUUUGGCAGAAGAUAGGGUGAGGUUGUUUGGGACUAAUUUCGAUGUGCGGUUUGUCAAUGAAGAAAUACUGGAUCUUAUGGAAGGAGAGGUUCAUGUCUUUAAAGCAAAAGAUGAAGGAAACAAAAAUAUACUGCUGCGGUCUUCUGUUCCAAAAACGCUAUUUCUUAAAGAGGGUGCUCCGGUCAUAUUGAUAAAGAAUUUAGCUGGUAAACUGUAUAAUGGACAAAGGGGUACUGUUCAUAAACUUUUAAAUGGACAUCCGCCAAUCCUAAAUUUUAAUGGUGAAUUACAUAAAAUGAUGCCUGAAAAGUUUGAAGUAUUUGAUGCGAGUCAAAAUAAGGUAUUGGCAUCACGUUCCCAAAUACCAGUAAUUUUAGCUUUUGCUAUGACAGUGCAUCGUGCCCAAGGGCAGACAAUUAAAAACUUGGAAAUUGACUGUGCCUCGUUUUUCGCCCCUGGACAGUUGGGCGUAGCUGUUGGAAGGGCUGUUUGCAAGCAGGGACUUUGUAUCAGAAAUUUAAAUAUGACUUCUGCCUUUUUGAAACAUCCAAAGUCAGUUUAUGAAUUCUAUGAGAAGCCAUUUAAAGCAGUGGAAGCCGACAUAUCUUGUUGUUCUAAGGUUUAAGAUAAAUGUAUUGAAGAUCGACCUAAUGGACCACCUAUGGAGACGGACACCUGUUUGUCGGACACUAAGGAGACGCAGAGGAGGGGGUCGGAAUUGAACUACCCCGUGCAACCUGUCCAUUUAACAUUCAGGAAUUCAUAGCUGCAAAUAAAAGUACUGAAUUCAUAACUCUUCUUUCACCAGAAUUCAUUUCAUCAGAGCCAUUUAUUCAUCACCUGGAGUAUAUUCAAUUUAAAGCUAUUGCAUGUAUAGAAAAAGAUUCAAGCACACGACGUUUGUGGAUGCUUUCUUACCAGAACUUGAACGAAUUUUUGGUCGGGCAAGAACACUUAAAUAGUAUCAAAAACGUGUUCAAGGUAAAAAAAAGACAAAACUUCAAAAUAAAAUGUCUUCAAAACUUGCGUUCUGGGAGAUGGACAAAAUAAUUCAAGUAAAAGUUCAGGAAGUAGUAUCCCAACCAGUAGACCAACCAGAACCAUCGACCUCCAAUGCUCAUUCAUUUUCUGAAGCUGGAAAUGCUAAAUUAAGGUAUAUCGCUGGUGUGUGUGUCCACAAAAUCAGAAACCGUUUAAGGGACUCUGUAGUAAGAAAUCUUGGAGAAAUUAAUAAAAAUAGCAAGUUUACCAGGCAAAUAAAUUAUAAGAAAGAAAAAAUGCUCAAAGCUCUCACAACGUCAGAGGACAGUGUGGAUCCAAGAGACUCUUCAAUGUCAGAAAUAGAAUUUAAGCAAAAUAAAUCUCGCGGUUUAACUGUUGUUAGUGAUGAACUUUUUAUAUUUUUAAAAAAUCUUCACUCCGCAUUACAGACACAAUUAACUAAUAAAAAUUUUCACAAACAUGUUGACAGAAUUCAUACCUUUUGCAGAAAUCAUAUUGAUUAUGAAAGUAAUUUAUUAGGUAGUUGGAUUGGUUUAUUUAGUUCAGUACAGGAUGACAGCAUUGAGGACGAAAUUUUACUUGUACUGUUAGCAGAGUUGUACAAGGCCAUCAGCGAACACUUCAUAAAACUUUCAAUUGUUGACAGCUUGAAGCACUUCAAAUGCUCUAUCCCAAGAAAGAAAAAGCAAGCGUUAAGAACAAAGAUUCAAGCGUUAGGAGAGAGAGCUGCAGGUGGUAAGAAAUCGGAUAACAUCGAAAGUCGGGAUAAAGAUUGUAAAACUAGAAAGAGAAAGGUAACUGGAAAGGGGAAAAGUAAGAAAGUAAAAAACACGGAUGCCGUAGAAGACUUAUUUAUAUGUCCAAGCUGUGACAAUGUUUGCGAGGAGGAGCCAAUAGAUCGUGAAGGUGAAAGCAUAGGCUGUGAUAAAUGUAAUGAAUGGUAUCACUAUGGGUGUGUUCAGAAGAACACUGUAGCAGAAAAAAACACUUAAUAUGUAUUUAUUUAUUUAUUAUUUGUCAACAUACUUGUCUUGUCAAAAGAAAAAUACUGUUGUCUAAUGUUCUAUGAUGAUUAUAUGAUCGCCGUAAUAUCUAUACAUAUGUCACAGUGUGUCGUCAUACAUGUAUAAACCAACUCCAUGUCGUCUGCUAAAAUGUCUUAAGCUUUAUGUUUUAAGUUUUUUCCAAGUUCUCAAAAUUCAGAUUAUUUAUUGUUAAAUUGUCGAA